AUGGGGAGAGGGAAGGUUGAACUGAAAAGAAUAGAGAACAAGAUCAAUAGGCAGGUGACAUUUUCAAAGAGAAGAAAUGGGCUUCUCAAGAAAGCUUAUGAGCUUUCUGUGCUUUGUGAUGCCGAGGUUGCCCUCAUCAUCUUCUCCAGCCGUGGAAAGCUAUACGAGUUCGGCAGUGCUGGGCACUUGCUUGGAGAAGAUCUUGGGCCACUAAAUGUGAAGGAGUUGGAGAAUCUUGAAAAACAACUCGAAGGAGCUCUUAAUCAAGCUAGGCAGAGGAAGACAAAGCUAAUGAUGGAGCAAAUGGAAGAUCUCCGCAGGAAGGAGCGGCAACUGGGAGAUAUGAACAAGCAGUUGAAGAUGAGGGUUUCCCUAGAAUUGUCAUCGCAUGAGACAGAAGGACAAGGUCUGAGAGGCUUUCCAUGCCAAUGGAAUGCAGCUGCAUCAGCUGGCAAUAGCACCUUUAUGGUCCAGCCUGGUUCAAAUCCAAUGGAAUUUCCAGAACCUGUACUGCAGAUGGGGUAUCAUCCCUAUAAUCUUGGAGAAGGGCCUUCUGUUUCUAGAACCAUGGCAGUUGACAGCUUUGAUCUGUUUUAA
Fraxinus pennsylvanica is the source of this 597-nucleotide messenger RNA. NCBI's taxonomy places the organism in Eukaryota, Viridiplantae, Streptophyta, Magnoliopsida, Lamiales, Oleaceae. The record is from the annotation of a GenBank genome assembly.